UGUGCGUCCGGAAGUGACUGUUCCUGCGCCAGGGUGGACCGGGAAGCCCGGGUCCUACCCUGCCUGGGCGCAGCUAGGCACGCUGAUGCGGUGCCGACCGGGUGGCCAUGGCGGUGUUUCACGACGAGGUGGAGAUCGAGGACUUUCAAUAUGACGAGGACUCGGAGACAUAUUUCUACCCUUGCCCCUGUGGGGAUAACUUUGCCAUCACCAAGGAAGAUUUGGAAAAUGGAGAAGAUGUGGCAACGUGUCCUAGCUGCUCACUCAUUAUAAAAGUGAUUUAUGACAAAGAUCAGUUCAUGUGUGGAGAAACAGUCCCAGCACCUUCAACCAACAAGGAGUUAGUUAAAUGCUGAAGAAACUCUCAGAUACCCACAUCCUGAGCCCAGGCGGAUGGAUCCAGUGCAGAGUUACCAACCUCCUCAGUGGGCAGGUGCAGGGAUGUGAUCAUCAGCCACUGAACUCAGCAUGAAAAAGUGAGCCUGUGACAUGCCAGCCCUGGAUUCCAUACUUACGUGGGACUGGAAGGAUUCCUAAUUGUCCGUCUGAAUUUAAGGAAGAGCCUUAUUAUAAACUGGUGUUUUUUCCUUCAGUUGGUCGCAUCAUUUGAACAUCUAGAAAUUCAUUUUCUGAAAAUAACAUCAUCCGCCUCAA
Mus pahari (shrew mouse) is the source of this 654-nucleotide messenger RNA. RefSeq names its product diphthamide biosynthesis 3 (gene Dph3). Lineage: Eukaryota; Metazoa; Chordata; Mammalia; Rodentia; Muridae. Gene Ontology annotation, biological process: protein histidyl modification to diphthamide. The transcript has 3 exons. Gene Ontology annotation, molecular function: metal ion binding. Bases 108 to 356 code for a protein of 82 amino acids. The record is from RefSeq and is a predicted model, not a curated record.